Pyricularia grisea is the source of this 903-nucleotide messenger RNA. RefSeq lists its product as uncharacterized. Lineage: Eukaryota; Fungi; Ascomycota; Sordariomycetes; Magnaporthales; Pyriculariaceae. The transcript has 2 exons. The record is from RefSeq and is a predicted model, not a curated record. The coding region runs from base 1 to 903 and encodes 300 amino acids. Gene Ontology annotation, molecular function: protein binding.
AUGGAAUCUGACGAAAACUUCGGAGAGCUCCUUCGACAGUGGUGUGGGCUAUUUAUUACGGUGCACGACAAAAGAGUCUACUUUCUCCAUCAGACGGCGAGGGAAUUUCUCCUUCCUGUCGCAGUGUGCCUGUCAGACCCUACUAUCACCAGAACAUGGGCGCAUACUUUGGAUAUCUGCCAAGCACACGCGGUUCUUGCAGAGUCCUGCACGGUUUAUCUUAGCCUCCGAACAAAAAAAGAUGUGGUAACCGAGUUGUUGGACUAUUCCGCCGAAAAUUGGGCUUCUCACUUCCGCGAAGCUAAUGUCGAAAAUACUGCUCUUAUAUCUUUGGCGCUAAGGAUUUGUAAUCCAAACUCGACCCAUUAUACAGCCUGGUCGGAAAUUUAUCGGGCUCGUCAUUUCUUACCACAAAAUGCUACAAAUCUUAUUUUAGCGUCAUUCUUUGGGCAUAAAAGGGUGGUUCAAAUAUUGCUUGAUACAGGCGAGGUCGACGUUAAUACAAAGGAUAAAUAUGGCCAAACGCCGCUAUCAUGGGCUGCGAGACAAGGGCACGAGGCCGUGGUUCGGAUAUUAUUGGAUACAAACAAGGUCGACGUCGAUUCGAAAGAUCGAUUUGGCCAAACGCCGCUGUCAUUUGCCGCCGGAAGGGGGUACGAAACCGUGGUUCGGAUGCUGUUGGAUACAGGUAAAAUCGACAUUAAUUCGAAAAAUAAAUAUGGCCGAACGCCGCUGUCAUUUGCCGCGGAAAAAGGGCACGAAACCGUGGUUCGGAUGCUGUUAAAUACAGAUAAAAUCGACGUCGAUUCGAAAGAUCAAUAUGGCCAAACGCCGCUAUCAUAUGCUGCGAAAAAUGGGCACGAGGCCGUGAUUGAGGCUCUGGCUUCUUCGAACCGGCCGUGA